This is a messenger RNA of Elaeis guineensis (African oil palm), 1004 nucleotides long. RefSeq names its product photosystem II reaction center proteins PsbY, chloroplastic. Gene Ontology annotation, molecular function: manganese ion binding. Gene Ontology annotation, cellular component: membrane; chloroplast thylakoid; photosystem II. NCBI's taxonomy places the organism in Eukaryota, Viridiplantae, Streptophyta, Magnoliopsida, Arecales, Arecaceae. Gene Ontology annotation, biological process: cell redox homeostasis; photosynthesis. The record is from RefSeq and is a predicted model, not a curated record.
UUGGACAUCUCUGGUCCAACUUGUCCACGACCGCACCGUUCCUCCCAGAAUUCCUCAUCAUCCAGAAACACCCUUGGUACAACUCCAACACCAUCUCCUUCUUACGCCGCUCAAAGUUCCUCUUCAACAACCACCAACCUCGUCACCAGGGACAGCCUUCUUCUAUGGCAACCAUAGCAACCAUGGCCAUGCUUCAUGCCAAGUGCCUCAGCAUCAACUCACCGCCCAACCACUUCAACCCUUCAAAGCCAACACUGACAAAGCCCAUAUCCCUCAUCUCACUUCAAAACCUCCCCAAGGGACUCUCAUCCUCCAAACCACCAACAACUCCAGGUCCUUCGUCCUUCACCGCCACCGCCAUUGCCGGAGCCUUGUUUUCCACUCUGAGCAGCUCCGAUGCGGCCUUUGCCGCGCAACAGAUUGCCGACAUCGCCGAGGGUGACAACCGAGGUCUCGCCCUUCUGAUUCCUAUAAUCCCGGCCAUCCUUUGGGUCCUCUACAACAUCUUCCAGCCGGCGCUCAACCAGCUUAGUAGAAUGAGGAGCGAGAGGGGAGUCAUCUUGGGGCUCGGGCUCGGCGGGGGGCUCGCAGCGGCCGGGUUGGUGUCGACACCCGGUGCAUCGGCUGGCGAGGUCAUGAUGAUCGCCGAUGUCUCUUCUUCGAGUGAUAGCAGGGGGUUGCUUGUGUUGUUUGUGGUGGCUCCGGCCAUUCUCUGGGUCCUCUACAACAUCCUCCAGCCAGCGCUGAACCAGAUCAAUAGGAUGAGGUCUGGGUGAAUGUGUUUCUCGUUUUAUGGGUGGAGGAGGACGGUGGUAAUAUCCCACUUGUUCAUCUGUAUCGAAAUUUUGUGUUCUAUGGUGAAUAUCAUAUAUAUGUAAAGUUCUAUGGAGUUUAAUCUUAUGGAAUAUGUAUAUAAUUUAGUCGAUGUUACGGUGCUUUAGUAGCAGAUUCUUACUCUGCUAGUAUAGAGUGCGGGGAAUGCAAAAAUAAAUAAGACUUCGUUU